UAAAUAAUAAUAUUAUUGUCGACGAAAGCAAAGCUCUACAGUCCCCCCACUCCAUCUUCCUUCAGAUUUAUCAACCUAUACUUACAAUAUACAUACAGAGUUAUGAUUUGCCAUCGUUCUUUCACUGAUUGGAUCAAUCAUUUUCUUGAUUGUAUGGGAGCAGAAGUUGUUUUGGUUGCUGUAAAAAAUCUAAACCAGUUACUGCUGUGGAUGAACCAUCAAAGGGUCUGAUUAUUGAGGGUGAGACAGUAAAAAAGACUGGUAUGUCAGAUGAUUUUUGGAGCACCAGCACAUAUGAUCUUGAUAACAGUGCACUUCAGUCUCAGAGAAGCUUAUCAUCUCUCAGUAUCUCAAAUCAAAGUCUCACCGGCAGCACUAGCAAUAAUUCUGAAUUCGUAAAUCAUGGGUACCUUCGGUGGAAGCAGACGAGGCUUCAAUGGACCGAGCCCAAAAGUUCGGAGAGUAAAGCAAAAAAGAAGGAUCCUGUUUUAAGUUGGAAUGCAACAUAUGAGAGCUUGCUCGGGACUAACAAAAGGUUCUAUAAGCCGAUUCCUCUUUCUGAAAUGGUUGAGUUUUUAGUGGAGAUAUGGGAACAAGAAGGCUUAUAUGAUUGAGCAUGACUUUGGUUAUGCCAAAACAUAUGACUGACUUUUUUAGUUGAAGAUUUCUGCAAGCUUUAAUUAAAUUUUCUUGGUAAAUAGCUGCUUAACAAAGGAAAAUUAUACAGUAGUAGGAAAUCUUGCUCUGACACAUUAAACUAUUUCAGUACUGUAGAUUGCAGUGUCAGGUAGUUCAGCAUGUACAAGGACAACACUGAGCUGGUGUUUUUUAUUAAAAAAAAAAUAGUAAUAAUCCUUACAAAA
Messenger RNA from Daucus carota subsp. sativus, 863 nucleotides. RefSeq lists its product as uncharacterized. Bases 264 to 614 code for a protein of 116 amino acids. NCBI's taxonomy places the organism in Eukaryota, Viridiplantae, Streptophyta, Magnoliopsida, Apiales, Apiaceae. The record is from RefSeq and is a predicted model, not a curated record. The transcript has 5 exons.